Molecule: messenger RNA, 4555 nt
Organism: Dromaius novaehollandiae (emu)
Lineage: Eukaryota; Metazoa; Chordata; Aves; Casuariiformes; Dromaiidae
Gene: SEZ6L
Product: seizure related 6 homolog like
Exons: 17
Coding region: 1-3006 (1001 amino acids)
Biological process (GO): synapse maturation; regulation of protein kinase C signaling
Cellular component (GO): neuronal cell body; endoplasmic reticulum
Source: RefSeq, a predicted model, not a curated record
AUGCAGCCUGUCUGCGAGCCUCCCCGCACCUCCCUCGCCAGCUCCACGCAGCAGAGCAGCCUUCGCGCACGAGGGGACCAGAAGCUCGACGUGCGAUGGGCAGAUACUUCCGUGGCUCGGUUCGUCUGUGUUCCCACACACGGCGGCUCGGAGGCGGCGCUGGGCCCCGCGCGCCCGGACGCUCUCGCCGCGGAUGCUCCCGCGGGCCCCGCGCCGGCGCCCCAGCUGCUCCCGGCCGGCACGGCCCCGGUUCCCGCGCCGGCGGAGACCUCCCGGCGGGCGCGCGGCGACGUCCAGCCAGCACCCACCGCCGCCCCCGACGCAAAGCCGGCCCUCCCCGGGAAGAAGAAGCCGCCCGCCACAAAGCAAGGCAACGCAGCGAGGAAGCACCUGAGGCCCAAACCCACGGUGCCGGGGCUGCCCGGAGCCACCGUGCAGGUGAGCCCAGGGCUGCCGGCCCCCCCGGAUGAGCCACGUUCGCCGGCGGACGGCGGGGCCACGGCGGCAGCACCGGCGAGGUGGGAGCACGGCGGUGCCAGCGGCGAGGUGACCACCAGCCCCGCAGCACUGCAGCCCUCCCCGUCUGCCCCGGCCCUGGCGGUCCCCGGGGGCGCGGGAGCCGCGGAGCUGGCAGCCGGCCGUGCCGCCCCGCACGGGAUGAGCGUCACGGAGAGCGGGACGAACGGCUUUGCGUGGGACGAGAGCCAGGAGACCACCACGUCCACCAUCGUGACCACCACGGUGAUAACCACCGAGCCCACGCCAGUUCUCUGCAGCAUGAGCUUCUACGAGCCCGAGGGCUACAUCGACUCCACCGACUACCCGCCGCUGCCGCGCCACAGCUUCCUGGAGUGCACCUACAACGUCACCGUCUACACCGGCUACGGCGUCGAGCUGCAGGUGAAGAGCGUGAACCUGUCGGACGGAGAGGUGCUCUCCAUCCGCGGCGUGGACGGGGCCGCGCUGGUGGUGCUGGCCAACCAGACGCUGCUGGUGGAGGGCCAGGUCAUCCGCAGCCCCACGAACACCAUCUCCGUCUACUUCCGCACCUUCCCGGACGAGGCGCCCGGCACCUUCCAGCUGCACUACCAGGUGUUCAUGCUGAGCUGCAGCUUUCCGCGGAGACCCGACUUCGGUGACGUCACCGUGAUGGAUUUGCACUCGGGUGGCAUCGCACAUUUUCACUGUCACCUGGGCUAUGAGCUGCAAGGUCCCAAGGUGCUCACGUGCAUCAACGCGUCCAGACCCCACUGGAGCAGCCCAGAACCGAUCUGCUCAGCGCCCUGCGGCGGGACCGUGCGCAAUGCCACCAUCGGCCGCGUGCUGUCGCCCAGCUACCCCGCGAACCAGAGCGGCGGCAUGGCCUGCGUGUGGACCAUCGCCGCCCCCCCGGGCCAGAAGCUCCACCUGCACUUCGAGAAGCUGCUGCUGGACGAGAAGGACAGGAUGGUGGUGUACGGCGGCGACGGCAACCGCUCGGCCGUGCUCUACGACUCGCGGCGCGCCGACGGCGUGCCCUUCGAGGGCGUCAUCAGCGACGGCUCCUCCAUCAGCAUCGACUUCGUGGCCGCCGAGCCCGCGGCCGCCACGGCCUUCAACAUCCGCUUCGAAGCCUUCGAGCGGGGCCACUGCUACGAGCCCUACAUCCAGAACGGGAACUUCACCACCUCCGACCCCAGCUACAACCUGGGCACCACCGUGGAGUUCACCUGCGACCCGGGACACUCCCUGGAGCAGGGCCCCGCCGUCAUCGAGUGCGUCAACAUGCGGGACCCGUACUGGAACGACACCGAGCCGCUGUGCCGGGCCAUGUGCGGCGGGGAGCUGAGCGCCGUGGCCGGGGUCAUCCUGUCCCCCAACUGGCCGGAGCCCUACGCGGAGGGUGAGGACUGCGUCUGGCGGGUCCAUGUCGGCGAGGAGAAGCGGCUUUUCCUGGACAUCCAGCUCCUGAACAUCACCAACAGCGACAUCCUCACCAUCUACGACGGGGACGAGCUCACCGCCCGCGUCCUGGGGCAGUUCGUGGGCAGCAGCGGUCCCCAGAAGCUCUACUCCUCCAGCCCCGACCUGACCAUCCAGUUCCACUCGGACCCGGCCGGGCUCAUCUUUGGGAAGGGACAAGGAUUCAUCAUGAACUACAUAGAGGUGUCCCGCAACGACUCCUGCUCGGACCUGCCCGAGAUCCAGAACGGCUGGAAGACCACGUCGCACACGGAGCUGGUGCGAGGCGCCAAGAUCACCUACCAGUGCGACCCGGGCUACGACAUCGUGGGCAGCGACACGCUCACCUGCCAGUGGGACCUCAGCUGGAGCAGCGACCCGCCCUUCUGCGAGAAGAUCAUGUACUGCACGGACCCCGGGGAAGUGGAGCACUCCAGCCGCCUCAUCUCCGACCCGGUGCUGCUGGUGGGCACCACCAUCCAGUACACGUGCAACCCGGGCUUCGUGCUGGAGGGCAGCUCGCUGCUGACCUGCUACAGCCGCGAGACGGGGACGCCCAUCUGGACGUCGCGGCUGCCGCACUGCGUCUCUGAGGAGUCCCUGGCCUGCGACAACCCAGGGCUGCCGGAAAACGGCUACCAAAUCCUCUACAAGCGCCUCUACCUGCCGGGAGAGUCCCUGACCUUCAUGUGCUACGAAGGCUUUGAGCUCAUGGGCGAGGUGACCAUCAAGUGCAUCCUGGGCCAGCCGUCGCACUGGAGCGGGCCGCUGCCCAUCUGCAAAGUGAAUCAAGACAGCUUCGAACAUGCUCUGGAAGUAGCAGAAGCCGCUGCAGAGACAUCGCUCGAGGGGGGCAACAUGGCCCUAGCCAUAUUCAUCCCGUUGCUGAUCAUCUCCCUGCUGCUGGGGGGGGCCUACAUCUAUAUCACGAGGUGCAGGUACUACUCCAGCCUCCGCCUGCCCCUCAUGUACUCGCACCCGUACAGCCAGAUCACGGUGGAGACGGAGUUCGACAACCCGAUCUACGAGACGGGGGAGACGCGGGAAUACGAAGUUUCGAUAUAAGGGCAGCGAUAGCCGAGCUGUGAACUUACUCUGCUCUCGUAGAACUUCCUCAGUGACUAAUCCAGAGACUGCGUGGAGUUUGAUGGCCCCCCCGGACCUACUGUUGUCUUUCCUUCUGCCUCUUUAUUGAAGAUUUUACUGUUUUCUUCACUGUAUUUAUUCUAUUUAAAUUGCAAUAGGUGUGUGGCUCCGCUCCGGGCAGCCCGGACCCCGGGGGCAGGCAGCGCCCGGAGGGGCAGAGCUCUUCGCUGCGGCGAGGCCGGGGCGGCGCGGGGGCGUCCCCGUUCCCCCCCCCCCGGCACUGGCCACACAAAGGGAUUUUUGCAGAUUUUAUGUUGUUAAAGAUUAAAAGCGUCUCCAUUGCAAGAGCCUGCAAUUGAUUGCCGAGCGCUGUCUCAGGUGCAGAGUUUGCCCCAGGGCGUCCGGGCCGAGUGUGCCGGGCGCUGCCGAGCCCCUGCUCCUGCAUCCCGGUGUGCCGAGCACCUUUCCCGGUGCCGGGUGCUCCCGGGCGUCUGCCGCUCCGGCAGCGGAGCGCGUCUCAGGGAAGCUGCCGGGCGUCGCGGAGCCGCUGCUCCCGCGCCCGCAAGAGGCGACGGUGCCGGCACGCGCGGCACAGGCUGCUUUCCUUCCGCCUUCGUUCGGAGCGAGCAGCGGCACGGGAAGCGGGACCGGCAGCGCCAGCGAGCAGCGUUGACCAGCAGCGUGCAGCCGGCUCGGCGGCCCCGUCCGGGAGCCCCGCGGGAGCGGAGCGGAGGCGAGCGCGCCUGGGCUCGCCCAGCUGCUUCUCCCCCGUAACACCCACCAUCGCCUCGGCCGAGAAGACCCGAGUGCCGGCGUUCACCCUCCGCAUCUCAGGGUAACCGUGGCGGACGAGGGAUCCCCGCCGCGCUCAGCCGGGGCGUCCCGGUGCCGAUGCUCCUGCACUCCCGCAGCGUGCGGGAAGGGAUGCGCCGGCGUCGGAGCACACCGGCAUCCCUCUCCUCCCAGCCCGGCCCCAGCGGCCGCUGCUCCACGUCCCCGCCAGGCCCGCGGGGGUCCAGAUGCAAAGGCCUCGCGCUUUGCACUUGGCUUGGGCAAAGCCCGCCUGGAAAAGCGGCGUGGAGGCGUAUUUGGGGCAGGGAGGCGGGCGGCCCGCUUGGCUGGGCUCCGGCACAGCCCCGGGCAGCGGAGCAGGGAGAAACCCGCCCUGGAGCCGGGCGCGGCGGGGGCGGAGGUGCUGCGGGGCGCGGGAAGGCGGCCGGCGCGGUGCCCCGCGGCUCCCGGCCUCUUCCCGGUGUCUUGCAGAACGGCGACCGUGACCGUGACCAUGUCCUGGAGUCUGUUCUAGUUAGGGAUGGUUAGUGCAUCUCUGCAGUGUACAGCUGAGACUUAGUUUUUUCCUUUAAAAACAAUGAAUGUGUGUUUGUAAUUUGUAAAGGUUAAAGAAAAAAAACCAGAAAAAACAAAAAAAUGUGCCAAAAAUGUACUAAGCAUUUCAUUUCCCUUCAUACAUGUCUGUUUUUAUAAGAACAAUGUGAAAAUUGCUGGGAUUAAAUAUUUUUGAACAUGA